AUGCUACCCUGCGACUUGGAUGAUUGUGAUUUCGAGGCCCCCAACGUCAUUGCGGUGCGUGAAGAUGAGGGACAAUCGCCUGAAGUGAUCGAGCAGAGUUUCCGACUGCGCAUCCGAUAUGCCUCCCCCGGUCUCGUCUCUUUCCGUCUGCUUGUAGUCCCCGACGGCAUGUCAACAAAAACCACAUCUUGGCUACAGAUAAGAGCAGACUGCAUCGAGUCACUUGAGAAGAUGCUCUAUGACAAAGCCAACACGAGCGGCCCAAGCCCACCUUACCUCGAAACUGUCCGCUCGCGACUCAACGGCAUGCAAUCGGUAGCCCGUAUGCAAUUCCACCUGCACAAGGAUGGUCGUAUCGAUCUAGUCACACCCAUUGAUUCCGAUAGCGGAAACACAACUGGCGGCGAACCCGUCUUGGAUACACGAGCAUCACUCAAAUCCCUUGCGACUGCCUCGCGGUUUUCCGUGUUCUUUCGGCACGACAUCCUGCGGCGGAAGACGUUUCUGAAAUACAAGAGGGCUAUUCAAGACUUUCCAUCUUUGCCGGAAAAUGACAAGCUUGCAUAUGAGUGUAUGGUGGAUGUACGUAGGCUGUACCAUGGCGCUGGCGGCAAGGUGCACACAUCCCGCGGUCUUCGUGGUUCUUGCCCUCCUACCGAGGCACAUUGCAGCUCACCUGAUCCGACCACGCCCGCAUCGUGCGGCGGUAGCACCGUUCCCUUCGACGAUGUGCCACCUGAUCGAGGUCUCCCCCCGCCAUAUGAUGAGUGCUCGAGCGAGGGACAGUCGCCGGAGACCCGGCCAGGCCCUGCAGCCACAGUCGCCGAAAAGUCCAAACGCGACUGCGAACGCGACCCGCCGGAAUAUGGUGAUACCGGACGGGAGAAGAAUGCGCUGGAAUCGUCCCUUGACGUCUUCCCCUUGGGGAAUGCAGAUAUAUACACACCAGGCAUCAAAAGAAAACGUUCGCCAACCACCGUAUGCACCACAAAGACUUCCAUGAUAGACGCACCUCGACCAGGCCAAUUGCAAUACCCGCUCCUAGCCGAUCGGGGCAGCCCACUGAUGCGUGCGCUGGAGCAGCAGCAACAACACAUCCAUGAUCUACAACAGAUGUUCAGGAAAUCGCAGAAACGUAACGAGGCGCUCGAAGCGCGGUGUGAUGAGCUGGAGAAAAGACUUUGUGAAUUGGAAGAGGGUCAAUCUGAAAAUGUCGAGACGGUCGGCAAUCUUGACAUCACGCUUGAUGAACUCCAAGCUAGGUGCGAUAAUCUCGAGAAGCAAGUGCCAGACGUGUGUGAUGAGAUGGAGGACCUCAAGAAAACAUGGUUAGAGGAGUGCAGAGAGGAGCUUGAAGACAAGGAGCGCGAAUCAUUCGAGGAUCGCAUGGCGAAACAGGUGCGCGAGAGUGUCGAGGCUGAGUUAAACAAAGUCAGAAGGAGGGUCUUGAAAGCCCUUCAACCACCAUGA
This is a messenger RNA of Colletotrichum lupini, 1470 nucleotides long. RefSeq lists its product as uncharacterized. Lineage: Eukaryota; Fungi; Ascomycota; Sordariomycetes; Glomerellales; Glomerellaceae. The record is from RefSeq and is a predicted model, not a curated record. The coding region runs from base 1 to 1470 and encodes 489 amino acids. The transcript has a single exon.